GUCAUUUUGUCGUGUAUGUUCUCUCGGUACGGAAGUAAUUUAAUGCAGCGCUUGAUUAUCAAACUUUUUAUAAAAUAAUGUAAUUUGUAUUUUUUAUAACGCAAAGCAAAACAACACGUGCUAUAGUUAUAAAUUGCAACAACAAACUUUGUUAUAAAUUUUGAGCAGUGACUUAACAAAGAAUUCAACUCAAGGCAACAACAAUAUCAACAAUAAUAUAUAUUUUAAAAGGAAUUAGUAAAGAAUACAGCGCAAGAACUGCAUAGUUGCUAGAUUUGUGGAGUAAAAAGUUUAAGGACUUAAAAAGCAUUGCAAACACAAAGGAUACCAAAGAACGGAUAAAGUAGAAAACAAGUGCUUAAAUAAUUUCGAUCUGCAGUGUAAAUAAAAUCAAAAUAAGUAAAAACAAAGAAACAACAAAUAAGAAAAAGACAAUAAUUGCAAAGAAGAGAAAAAGUUAAGUGGUGAUUGACAACAUACAAAGAAGCAAAGAAAAGCGGUUCAACAGAAGAGUUACGAUAGGCUAUGCAAAUGCUGCAUUCCGGAAAUGUAGUGGAAUCCGGUGCAGUUUAUUACAACUGAAGGCAUAUUGCAUAUAGCAAAAAGCAGUGUAUCAGUGUAUGCAUGUAAGGGGAACACAUGAUAAUGCACUGGAGUUAUUUGCUUCAAGCAAGGAUAAUUUCAAAUCAAAAACAAUAACAUACUAAGGCAACACGUACGAAUAACUGCAAAUGACAUGUAGCAUUACUGCACCAAAUACUGCAAGAGAUUUAGAAACAAGUAGAAAAAAUAAACUUAGAAACAUACGUACGUUUAUUUAUAUAAUAUAUAUUGAGCAACUUGUAGAUACGUCUUAAGACUGCACUUGUGAGAUACUCAGUAGGUAAAUGCUUGUGUAAUUGCUUUCGUUAGCCCUGUGUGUGUAUAUAAUCACAGAGCCAUAGAGAAGAUAUCCGUGCAAACAUUUUAUCCCAACAAAAAUACAUCGGUUAACAAAUUGCGUAGCUAUUUCGAAUCAGUUUUAAGCAGUGCGCGAAACUACGCGGUAAAGUGCAUUAUUGAAUUCCAUAAACUGCGAAAUUUUAGUGAGCUAUAAAAAUAUUACUAACAUCUCAGAAAACAAACCCAGAACUCAAAAGAAGCAUCAACUCUCCAUUGGUUCAUAUCGGCAAAAAACACAAUCAGGAUUUUUUCUACUCCAUUAAAUAUUCUUCUUUGUAUCGACCACAGAGCUGACUUAGGUUGCCCUACUUUUAUUGUUUGCUGCAAGUGUGACGUCAUUGGAAACAAUAUUAAGUUUUAUUCAAAAUCUCGUUUACGUUCGGUUUGAUUUGUUAGCAUGGCACGCGGGUCACAUAAUUCGGUUUUAUCCGGGCUAAGUAAUGACAUUGCUCGCAUAAGUUUGGUUGUUUUUGUUUUACUAUUACGGUUGUCUUCGGUAUUUGGCGUUUCAGAUCGUUUGGUUGUACAAACAACAAGCGGUCCUGUACGCGGUCGUUCGAUAACAGUACAAGGACGCGAGGUGCAUGUUUACUCUGGCAUACCUUAUGCAAAACCACCAGUAGAUGAUUUACGUUUUCGCAAGCCGGUGCCCGCUGAGCCAUGGCAUGGGGUUUUAGACGCUACACGUUUACCGGCAACCUGUGUACAAGAAAGAUAUGAAUAUUUUCCUGGAUUUUCUGGUGAAGAAAUAUGGAAUCCUAAUACAAACGUUUCUGAAGAUUGUUUGUAUAUAAAUAUUUGGGCACCGGCAAAGGCACGAUUAAGACAUGGCCGCGGUGCAAAUGGUGCGGAGCAUGCUGGAAAAUCAGAAACAGAUCACUUAAUACACAAUGGUAAUCCGCAAAAUACCUCUAAUGGACUGCCAAUUUUAAUUUGGAUUUAUGGUGGUGGUUUUAUGACUGGUUCUGCAACGCUUGAUAUCUAUAAUGCUGAUAUUAUGUCCGCUGUUGGAAAUGUUAUUGUUGCAUCUUUUCAGUAUAGAGUUGGAGCAUUCGGAUUCUUGCACUUAUCUCCGGUUAUGCCUGGAUUUGAAGAAGAAGCACCUGGUAAUGUUGGAUUAUGGGAUCAAGCACUGGCUAUACGUUGGUUGAAAGAAAAUGCUAAAGCAUUUGGCGGGAAUCCAGAAUGGAUGACAUUGUUUGGUGAAUCAGCGGGUUCAAGUUCAGUAAAUGCUCAACUUAUGUCACCAGUUACGAAGGGUUUAGUCAAACGAGGUAUGAUGCAAUCAGGUACUAUGAAUGCACCAUGGAGUCAUAUGACAUCUGAAAAAGCUGUGGAAAUUGGAAAGGCACUUAUAAAUGACUGCAAUUGCAAUGCUUCAUUAUUAGCGGAAAAUCCUCAAGCUGUUAUGGCUUGCAUGCGUGCCGUUGAUGCAAAAACAAUUUCUGUUCAGCAAUGGAAUUCAUAUUCGGGCAUUUUAAGCUUUCCAUCGGGGCCAACUAUUGAUGGAGCCUUUUUACCAAGUGAUCCAAUGACUUUAUUACAAACAGCUGAUUUGACUGGUUAUGAUAUACUAAUGGGCAAUGUUCGUGAUGAAGGAACUUACUUUUUACUAUACGAUUUUAUUGACUAUUUUGACAAAGAUGAAGCGACCGCUUUGCCGCGCGAUAAAUAUCUGGAAAUAAUGAACAAUAUUUUCAGUAAAGCGACUCGAGCAGAACGGGAAGCUAUUAUCUUUCAGUACACGAGUUGGGAAGGUAAUCCAGGAUACCAAAAUCAACAGCAAAUUGGACGCGCUGUUGGUGACCAUUUCUUCACCUGCCCCACCAAUGAGUACGCUCAAUCGUUAGCUGAACGAGGCGCUGCAGUGCACUACUACUAUUUUACACAUCGUACAAGCACUUCUUUGUGGGGUGAGUGGAUGGGAGUGUUGCAUGGUGAUGAGAUUGAGUAUUUCUUCGGGCAGCCUUUGAAUAAUUCGUUGCAGUAUCGACAAGUCGAACGCGAACUUGGCAAAAGGAUGCUUAACUCGGUUAUUGAAUUUGCAAAAACAGGCAAUCCAGCAACAGAUGGUGAGGAAUGGCCUAAUUUCUCCAAGGAGGAUCCCGUUUAUUACACAUUUAGUACUGAUGACAAAAUUGAAAAAUUGCAGAGAGGUCCUUUAGCGGCACGUUGUUCCUUCUGGAAUGAUUAUUUGCCAAAAGUCAGAAGUUGGGCAGGUUCGGGUUGUGAUGACAAUGACAGCACGAAAGCAGCAGGCGCUUCUACAUUGCUACAGUCGAGAAGACUAGUAAUACUCGCAGUGCUAGGUUUUAGUAUUUUCCCCAUACAAAAUCUGUACUAAAAAAUAAAUACUUGAAAAAUAAUAAAAUGAAAGAAAAGAAAAUGAAAUAAAAUAGGUAAAUUUAAUAAAAGACAUAAUAAUAUAUAAUACAAAAUAAUAAUUCAAUGAAAUAGUAAAACAAUGAACAAAGCUGCGAAAUGUUGCAAAAGAGAAAGGAUAUAGUCUUUUUAUUUAAUGUGAAAAAAGAGAAACAAAUUGAGAGUAUAAAAAACCCAACAAAUUAUCCAAAAAUUUAAAAUGCACACCAUGAAAAUCGGUAAUCCAUUCACAUGCAGAUAUCGGUGUAUAUAAGCACUACUGACUGCAGAACCGUCGCCUGGCGACAAAAUUGAUUGAUUGAUUUUGAAACUGAACCAAAAACCUUUGCAUUAUCGAAUUCAAUAAAAGCACAAAAAAUUUUUAACACAAAUGUGAGAAAAAUAUUUAUAAUAUAUUUGAUUCAAUAAUUUUUUUGUGAAUUUUUGGCAAGGAAACCCUUCAAUUAUCUCAUCACAAAUUUAUUAAUUAAAAAAAUUGAAAAAUUGAAAAAUUGAUAAAUAAAUUGGAAAAACAAGAAAACUAUUUCAUAAAAUAGUGCAGCGGAAGGCUGUACUAAAAUACUGAUAAGAUUGGUACUAAAAAUUUUAAGCAAAACAAUUUUUUAUAGGCGUCAAAAAUCUAAAU
Messenger RNA from Teleopsis dalmanni, 3949 nucleotides. Its product is annotated as acetylcholinesterase. The record is from RefSeq and is a predicted model, not a curated record. NCBI's taxonomy places the organism in Eukaryota, Metazoa, Arthropoda, Insecta, Diptera, Diopsidae. Gene Ontology annotation, molecular function: acetylcholinesterase activity. Bases 1340 to 3286 code for a protein of 648 amino acids. Gene Ontology annotation, biological process: choline metabolic process; acetylcholine catabolic process in synaptic cleft. Gene Ontology annotation, cellular component: plasma membrane. The transcript has 10 exons.